Messenger RNA from Trachymyrmex septentrionalis, 2521 nucleotides. RefSeq names its product GPI mannosyltransferase 4 (gene PIG-Z). The record is from RefSeq and is a predicted model, not a curated record. Gene Ontology annotation, cellular component: endoplasmic reticulum membrane. Lineage: Eukaryota; Metazoa; Arthropoda; Insecta; Hymenoptera; Formicidae. Gene Ontology annotation, biological process: GPI anchor biosynthetic process. Gene Ontology annotation, molecular function: alpha-1,2-mannosyltransferase activity. The transcript has 5 exons. The coding region runs from base 222 to 2264 and encodes 680 amino acids.
ACUCCAAAUUAUUUCAAAUGUUUGUCAAUUGACAAAAAUAUUCUGCAUACGAUGCUUUUGAUAACGAAUAUCGCAAUUAUAAUGCGAUUUUCUGUGUAUCUCGGUCGUAAUAAAGUAGAAAAGAAUCGCAGUAUUUCAUGAUUCCAUAAAUUUUUUCUAUCUUUGAAUAAAUGUCCAAGAACUAUUAUUGAGGGUUAAGUUAUGAUAAACCUAUAAAAAACAUGUCAUUGAAGCAGAAAAACGAGUACCGUAGAUCCAUCGACGACUAUCAAACUGCAGCACCUGUGCGACGUAGGAUCGGUCUCUACUGGAUUCUAGCAGCAUUGAGAGUAGUCCUUACUUUUGUUUCACAGACAGGCUAUAUUCAUCCCGAUGAGUUCUUUCAGUCUAUUGAAGUUAUCUCUGGAGAUUACUUUGAUAUUGAUGUUUACAAGCCAUGGGAGUUCAACGCUACCUUUCCAAUUCGUUCUAUGUUCAUUCCUCAAAUCGUCGUUGGUUUGCCUUACGCAAUUCUCAACAGACUGUCUCCAUAUACAUUUUACUUCUUUGGAUUAUCAUUAAAGACACCAUACUUCUUCGUGCUCUUCCCCCGGCUUUUUAUGUGUGCACUCUCCUUUCUGUCGGAUUAUUUUCUGUACAAGAUCUGUUUCAUGUAUGGACAGAAUUACAGAGUCAGACUUGUCACAUACGCUAGCUCCUAUGUCAUGCUGACCUACGCCACCCGUACGUUGUCCAAUUCGAUUGAACUGGUGUUGACUGCCUCACUGUUGUACUUUGUUUCCCGGUGUAUGGCAUAUUCAGAGAAAGUGGUAUUGCAAAGUGAUUAUCUCUCCAUGAAAUACAAUGAAGCAGCAACUGCCGUAGAACGAGUCAAGUACUACAAGCUCAAGGCAUUGCUACCCUCACAUUCCCUGAACGACUGUUUUAUGGUGGCCACAUUAACGGUGAUAGGGAUAUUCAACAGGCCGACUUUCGUCGCAUUUGCCUUCGUUCCCAUCUUCUUCUGGCUGCAAAGAGGAUUGAACUCAAUGAGCGUUGGCUUCAAAGACUUUCACCUCAGAAUGAUCGUCUUUGUUCUUUGUGGACUACCGGCUGCGUUGUUUUUCAUUCUAGCCGACAGUUUUUACUUUGGAUAUUUAACGAUGGCAGAGAUAGGCCAAUUGGAGGUCGGAAUUAACAAUUUUGUAGUGACACCGGUUAAUUUUCUCAAAUAUAACGCGAACACGAAAAAUUUGGAGUCACACGGACUGCAUCCUUGUUUUCUGCAUUUCUUAGUGAACAUUCCGCUGCUGUUUAACAUUCUAGGGAUCAUUGGAUUGCUGACAUUUGCAAAAAUGAUACACAGCGGGCUGAAGGCACAAUGGUUGCAUCUACCACGUCUGCAGAGCAUUGUAGGCCUAAUGACAUUCACGUUCAUUGUUCCAGUCGCCUUAUUGUCUCUCUUUCCUCAUCAGGAACCUCGUUUCAUAAUCCCGGUGCUCUUGCCACUGGUGUUUCUUUACGCGCCCGAGCUGAGCCAAGUCCCUAGUCUGGAUAUCGUCCAAAAAUAUGGAAAUAAUAAAUCCUCCAGUCCCGUCAAACCAGCGAAGCACACAUCCAAGAAGUUGAUGCUUUGGUACGUCAGUAAUCUGUUGCUGACUUUCUUCUACGCUUUCAUGCAUCAGGGCGGAAUCUUACCGCUCGUGUCUUAUAUCACAACGGAAUUGAAGGCUAAACCGCAUCUUACUCAUAUGCACUUAUAUACUUCGUAUAGUUAUUCGCUGCCGACAGCGUUGCUACAAUUGCGAAAUACUCGCAGGAUCUAUCGCAGUAGUAGUAAUCACAAGUACAAACUGAUGCAGGACUUUCACUUAUAUGAGCAAGGCUCCAUGCCUCUACCAUGGGUACUUGAUAGCAUCGCUAAGAAGAUCAGGGAUUGCGAGGAGAAGUUUGCUGUCAAGAAUAUUCCCUAUAGGCUGUAUUACGCAUUACCGGCCUCUGCAAUAAACGAGUUCGAGGAAUUGUCGAGCAAUAAUUCACACUUGUUCAAAUUUCACGUAAUCAAGACUUUCUAUCCUCACAUCUCUAUGGAAAAAUUGCCGUCACUGCGUUCACUCAAUGGACUAGAACAUUUAUUAACUUUAAGGUGCAAUAGUAUUUUUAACAGUAUCAUCGAUACUGUAAAAGAUAUUUAUGAAUAUAUGGAACAGUUUAGAUUAAUGUUGCUAAAAAUCGAAUACUUAGUGCCUGAAUUGAGACAAAAUAAAUCGAGGCGCAAUAAAUGAAUAAAUUAAAAAGUACAAAAUUUUAUAUUUUUAAAUUUUAAUUAUUAAUACAGCUUCUUUGACGAAUAAUUCAGAACAUUAGCAGCAUUUUAUUGGAGCAAAUAUACGAAGAACAUUGUUAUACACAGAAGGAAAAACUGUCCUAAGGCAAGCAAUUUGUGUAUGAGAAUGGAUUAGAAAAGAGGAAAAUGACGAUGGGAAUGAUUUUCCAUGUCACAUUCCUAUAUAAAUUAUAUAAUUUAUAAUUGUAAGACAUC